AUGUCAACUUGUACCGAGUGUUUUCAAGCACUUGGUUGCUUCGAUUAUAAUGCUGCAAAUAAAAUUUCAAAUAAAAUUAUUAAGAUAAACAAUAUUGGAACAAUACUAGCAACCAUUACAAGAUGUGAACAGUCAUACACCUCUUUUGAAUAUCUGAAAACUAGUAAAUUUUUUCGUAGAGAUGAUUAUUUAAAUACAGAAUUUAUAAAUUCAAUAAAUAAUUUAAUAAAAUCUACACCACCAAUACCUCAUAAUGAAGAUCAUAUUGAUCCAGGUUAUUUAAUGAAAUUAUGUAAAGAUCUAAAAAAUUUUAUAAGAAUCAGACAAGAACAAAUAUCAAUUUAUCGUACUAUAUCAACUCAUUUUUCUAAUCUUAAUUCAGAUCAUAUUAUUGAUCAAAUUGAAGCUUGUAAAGAAAAAGCUGAAAAUCUUAAAUUAAUUGGAAAUUUAGGACCUUUAGGUAUAGGAGUUGAAAGGGAAUUGACAAUAUUAGGAUAUCUUUUCAAAGCACAAAAAGAAAUUAUUGCAUAUGAUUUUAAAAAUUCAACAAUUUUUCUUUAUAAUGCAAAAUCAAAUCUUUCUUCAUGGAAAGAGAUUUGUUCACAGCAAGUAUAUCCUGAGGAAAAACCAGAACAACAUCAACCAAAUAUAAUAUCAAUUAUUCAAGAUAAUAAAAAUAAUAAAAGAUUAUCUCCAUUUACAACUUCAACACCUGGUCAAUUCUAUGAUAAUAAAAUUGGAAGGUAUUAUUAUUAUAUUCGUAUAGAUGAUCACGUUUGGUUGAUAAUUAUAUUGCCGCCAGAGAAACAUUCGAUACCAAAUAAUGCUAUAGAAUCUAUAAUGUCAUUAUCAAAAAGGUUGAGUGGGUUUGAAAUUUUAAAUAAUUUACAAAAAUUUGGUGAAUAA
Molecule: messenger RNA, 906 nt
Organism: Diversispora eburnea
Lineage: Eukaryota; Fungi; Glomeromycota; Glomeromycetes; Diversisporales; Diversisporaceae
Source: the annotation of a GenBank genome assembly